AUGAGUUCAAGUUUAGUAGCGUAUGUUAUAGUUUAUGCUAAUAGCCAUAAAAACAAAAACAUUUCUUCAGGUAAUCACACUACGCCAGAAAGUCAAAUUAGUGCUCAUCAGACUACGUCAUCUAAUCAAGAGCUUACGCCUCGUAGCAACAGUCAUGGCAGAAGACAGCAAAAUUCCGGUAGUGUAUCAUCUAGUGGAUCAAACGACUCAAAGAAAACGAAUUUACCUGAUAUCCAUAACGGAAAUAAUAUUAAUCCUCCGACCUCUCAUACCAGUAAUUCUCCUGGCGGCUCGAGUAGCAGAAUGCCUCAAAACUGGACUAACGGAGCAACAAAGACACCGGAAAAAAUUCGUAAAAUGCGAGAUGCUUUGGGACAUGGUCAAGUGGUUGGGCCACAUGUAACAACAUCGUCAUCAUUUGGUAAACUGCAAUUGGGGUUACAAUACAAGAAUGGCAUUUUAGAAGUAGAAGUUAUAAGAGCUAAGGAACUGAUAGCUAGAAAUACCAAAUCUUUACCAUCAACCUAUGCCAAAUGUUAUAUACUGGAUGCAUCAGAUAAAUACAUUGCAAAAAAGAAAUCGAAAUCUGUUCGAAAAACUCUCGAGCCUGUGUAUCAGCAAAAAUUACAGUUUCCAGUAUCAAUUACGGAUAAAACCUUAGAGGUCAUUAUAUGGGGCAAUUAUAAUUUAAUAGAUAAAAAAGUUUUCAUGGGAGUUGCACAAAUUGUCUUAAGUGAAGAAGAUUUAUCGAAUCUGAUCAUUAGUUGGUACAAAUUAUUUGAUUCAUCGGCUGCUAAUAUUAAUAAUUUAGAUGCUUCAAUGAAUAGUAAUUAA
Molecule: messenger RNA, 834 nt
Organism: Trichoplax adhaerens
Lineage: Eukaryota; Metazoa; Placozoa; Uniplacotomia; Trichoplacea; Trichoplacidae
Exons: 6
Coding region: 1-834 (277 amino acids)
Biological process (GO): regulation of synaptic plasticity; regulation of membrane potential; positive regulation of synaptic transmission
Cellular component (GO): cytoskeleton of presynaptic active zone; presynaptic membrane
Molecular function (GO): small GTPase binding; transmembrane transporter binding
Source: RefSeq, a predicted model, not a curated record